Messenger RNA from Spodoptera frugiperda (fall armyworm), 1118 nucleotides. RefSeq names its product 40S ribosomal protein S4 (gene RpS4). Gene Ontology annotation, molecular function: RNA binding; structural constituent of ribosome. The transcript has 6 exons. The record is from RefSeq and is a predicted model, not a curated record. The coding region runs from base 299 to 1090 and encodes 263 amino acids. NCBI's taxonomy places the organism in Eukaryota, Metazoa, Arthropoda, Insecta, Lepidoptera, Noctuidae. Gene Ontology annotation, cellular component: cytosolic small ribosomal subunit; ribosome. Gene Ontology annotation, biological process: translation.
UUCUUUCUUGUUAAAAGUUUGUGUCCAACAUGGUGAGUUUCUUGUGUUAACUUGAUAAAAAUCCGAUUAAAUCUUGAAAGUGUUUGGUAUUUCAUAAAUAUUAAUUACAUAUUCUUUAAGCGCUGUGUUAAAUUGAAUGAUCUUAGUCAAGAUUUUUACGAAUUUCGGUGAUUGUGAAUUAAUGCCGAUAUCUAAAAACACUUCGUCAGUCGAAAUUCAUUAGAAGCUGGAGCUCUGUUUCUUUCUUUUCAACAUAUACUGAUUAUUAAUAAUUGUAUAAACUUAUUUACCAUUACUUAUGGCUCGUGGACCCAAAAAGCAUUUGAAGCGUCUUAACGCUCCCAAAGCAUGGAUGUUGGACAAGCUGGGCGGCGUGUACGCGCCGAGACCCUCGACUGGUCCUCACAAACUUCGCGAGUGCUUGCCGCUGGUGAUUUUUCUGCGCAACCGGCUAAAGUACGCGCUCACCGGUAAUGAGGUGCUCAAGAUCGUGAAGCAGCGGCUGAUCAAGGUGGACGGUAAAGUGAGGACAGACCCCACAUACCCUGCUGGCUUCAUGGAUGUUGUUUCUAUUGAGAAGACAAAUGAAUUGUUCCGCCUCAUCUAUGAUGUAAAAGGUCGUUUUACAGUACACCGUAUCACGCCUGAAGAAGCUAAGUACAAGCUUUGCAAGGUGAAGCGUGUGUCCACUGGCCCUAAGAAUGUGCCAUUCCUGGUGACACAUGACGGACGUACCAUCCGCUACCCCGACCCACUCAUUAAAGUCAAUGACUCUGUGCAACUUGACAUUGCCACCUCCAAGAUCAUGGACUUCAUUAAGUUUGAGUCAGGCAAUCUGUGCAUGAUCACUGGCGGUAGGAACUUGGGAAGAGUGGGCACCAUUGUGUCCCGUGAGAGACAUCCCGGAUCAUUUGACAUUGUACAUAUUAAGGAUUCCACAGGACACACCUUUGCCACCAGAUUAAACAACGUCUUCAUCAUUGGCAAGGGCACGAAGGCUUACAUUUCUCUCCCGCGCGGCAAGGGAGUGCGUCUCACCAUCGCAGAGGAGCGAGACAAGCGCAUCGCCGCCAAGGUCGCGGGCCAGUAGCCCAGUAAACAAUAAACUCUUACAUCUA